This is a messenger RNA of [Candida] anglica, 6510 nucleotides long. NCBI's taxonomy places the organism in Eukaryota, Fungi, Ascomycota, Pichiomycetes, Serinales, Debaryomycetaceae. The record is from the annotation of a GenBank genome assembly.
AUGUCCGAACCUAACACGUCAACUGUUGUAGGAUCUGAAAUUUCUACUGCUGAGAUUGGCAAACAAACCAAGAAAAAUAAGGCUAGAAAGGCCAGACAAAAGGCUAAGAAGAAAGCAGAGAAGGAAGGGUUAUCUGUCGCAUCUGUUUCAACAGCAUUUGGAGUUAUGGAUGACGAAGAUGAAGAUGAAGCGAACUUAUUAUGUCCACCAGAACAACUGCAAUCUGAACGUAGGAAUAGCCUUUUACUUGAAGCUGAGGGAAACUUUGAAAGUAAGUCUGUCAAUGACGCUAUAUCUUCGAUAGCUCAGCGCAGUGCUUCAGUUACAGAAGAGAAGAUCUUGAAGAAAGAGCCAUCAUCCGAACAGGAUGUGGCUCAAGAUGUCGAAGAAGAAGACGACGAAGUAAAAGAAGAGGCCAUUGACUUUAAUCUUGACAGUUUUAAUGAAAAUAAGCAUACUGACCUUGAUGUGAGAGAAGAAAUCACUGGUAAUGAAGAUGUUGAUGAAGGAUAUGUAGAAGAAGAACAAGUACCAAUAGUGGAACCAUCAACAGCCGUUGAGCCAGCAUUCGGAGGAAUUGAAAACCAAGAGGAUCCGAUGACAUUGGUUGCUGAUAUGCACACAAGUAAACUUCAAGAGUAUAUUCCUUCUUCAAAAUUAGAACAAGAACUGGCAACGGUAUACGAACCUACCGAGGAUCAGCUAGUGGUAGAAAGCACCACCAAUGAUCCUCCACAGGAAGAGUUGCCAUGGUUAUCCAACGAUUCAGCACAGGAGGGUGAAAAAUUACCUUGGGAAAAUUCCACUGUAGAUGAAGGGAAGACCGAGAACACUUUGGAUUGGUUAAAGUCUGCGGAAGAUGGCAGUGCCGAAUUCCCUUGGGACAAUAACCAACAACCUACUGAUCAUAUAUCUAAUGUUGAGAUUGAAAAGAAUGUCGUAGACGAGCUCGCUGAGCGGGGAUCUACAUCAGUUCCAACUUUAAUUCAAGGGGGAAAUUUUGAUCAAGUCGAUUCUUCUCCGAAUCAAGAAUCUACCAUUCAACACGAAGUGAACUUGGAACUGGAUGGAGGUUAUAAAUUCCCCAUUGCAGAACAUGAGCAUACCAAAAUCCAAGAGGCGGAAGUUCCGGCAUUUGUUACCGAACAAGACUCUACAGAAGUCGAAGGAAUUGCAAAGGAAGCAGUACCAGAGGAGCCCAAACAAGCCCCAGUUGAUAAGACUGCAAAAUUAAGUAACAUUUUUGGGGAGUUGGAGGAGGAUGAUGACUUCUUUGCAAGUAUUUCUAAGAAUACCCCAAGCGAACCAGUUGUUUCCGAACGGACUGCUAGUGACUCUUCUCAUGUCAAACCAGCAACUACUGAGCCAGUUGUCAAUAAACCUGUGAUUCCAGCAUCUGUCUCGGAUGUAACGUUGGACAAGAUUGAACAAGCUUCUAAUGUACCUAACGUACCAAGUGCUAAUUCUUCUAAAAAGGCGUUAUCUCUUGCAUUUCUUGAUGAUGAUGACUUGCUCUUUGAUGAAGAGCCAUUGGAUAAAACUCCAGUUUCAAAAGUUCAGAAACCAAGAGCCCCUCAUUCAUACUUGCCAUCAAAUACGUCCACCACGUCAUCUACCCGAUCUAGUCUGUAUGCCCCUCCAAUUGUGAAUAAGAAUCACCAAACCGCUUCUGAAUUCACGGAACAACUCAAUGCAGCAAAGAAGAAGAAUGACGCUUAUGAUUUCCCUGUUGAAUUUUUACCAGAAAAAAAGAAACCAGUCCCUCGCAUUCCGUCCAACAAAUAUGGUCCAUCUUCUACCCCAAAGGUUCCCCAAUCGAACUCACAAGCACCUGCAUCCUCCAACACAGGACCUGUUCCAGGUCCACCUAAACCUGUUGCAACUCCUAAACCAUUCUACGAGGAAUUGCCUAUUGACUUACCUAAACCUGCACCAAGACCACCAAGAGUUCCAAAGCAACAAGCACAACAAAUUCAGCAAAGUUUCCCGGCUGCCCUGCAAAAUACACCACCACCACCACCACCAUCAAUUGUUCCUGUUGCUAAACCUAAUCCAUAUGCUCCAAAAGUUAGCCCUGUUGUACCAAUGGCAAAUGUUAGGGCUGGUCCAGUUCCACCAGUAUCCGCCCUCAGUAGCCAACAUCCACAACCACAUUCCAUGCAACCAGGAAUUCAACCAUUCCCAUCGGUUCAACAAAAUAUGGCUCCACUAGGACAAGGAUCUACACAUUUGCAACCGACAGUACCUGGACAUGGGGCAUUACAAGGAUUACCACAACCUCCAGCCCGUAAAAUUUCCAAUCCUCAACCAAUAAACACCAACUUGCCAAAGGCUACUGGAAGCAAUUCAGCUACUAGUCCCUAUGUUCCAAAUGCUGGUCCAUAUGCCCCAACAGGACACAGAAGAACACAUUCAAGGGCAAGCUCCCUAGUUGGUGUCAAAGGAAAGGAAGUUAAUCCAUAUGCUCCAGCUUUGCCACCAGUGCAACAAUUAGGACCAAAUGAUCAAAUUCCUUUAUCUGGCAUUGUGGCCCCACCACCAAAUCAGGGAAUUGCACUCCCCCCAUCAGGAUUUGUACCACCUCCAGUAAACUCCGCUCCUCUGGCAUUUGCUGGAGUACCUGCCAUGACCGCACCCCAUGGUGCUGGAAGACCUCGGGGAACAUCGAAUUCGAGGCCAAAUAUAUACGCAAAGAGCCAUGCUGCUCAAAUAGCAGCAACCCAAGCAGCAGCCCCGAAAGUACAAAAUCCAGCAGCCUUACUUCAAAGACAAUUUCCUAUCUUCAGUUGGAGUAACUCAGGAAAUGUAGCGUAUUUAAUUCCAACGAUGUCUUCAAACCCUACAUACGAUACUCCUAUUCCAAUCAAUAGACCUAGUAUUGUCGUAAGUAGCGUUACAAAAUCACUCAAAUUGAGUAACUCGUUUGCAUCGUUCCCUGGUCCAUUGAGCAAGGCUUCAGCAAAAGGAAAGAAAAAGGAAGUGGAAAAGUGGUUAGAAUCGAAUAUUGCAGCACUUGGUAACAAUAACGAUAUUUCUAAAACAGACGAAAUCCUUUUGAACCAAGUACUUUUGCACUUUCUACACAGUGGUGGUGAAGUCCAAUCCAAAGUUUUCAUUGAGAAUGUAUGCCCACUUUUGAAUCCUAGUUUUGAUUCGAGUGCAAAUACCGAUCUGUAUAAUAUGAAUAAUAAGAAUGUUACUCCUACUGCAUUCAGACUCGACAACAAUGGAUAUAUUAUUUUAUUGGGAUUCUUACAAGCAGGAAAGACUGAAGAAGCACUCUCAUUCUGUAUGUCUAAGGGAGAUUUCGCUAUGUCCCUUUUGAUUGCGAACAUUAUAGGAAAAGAGAAAUUUGAAAAAGUCGCUUCUGACUUUGCUAGGAUUAUAUUCCCAUUCCAAAAGUCUCAAAGUAAAGUACACCAUUUGAUGCCAAUUUUACUUAAGGCAUUAUCUGGUGCAUCAAGCUCUGUAAUUCAAGAUUUAAUUAGUGUACCAUCAGAAGCUGAAUGGGCAAUUCAACAUUGGCGCGACAUUGUUUCACUGGUUAUUGUUAGUGGUUCCGAGAAUUCUCAGUCGUUCUGUAUGGAAUUUGGAAGGUUUUUAUCUGAUUCUUCCCAAAGUAUCCCUAGUGAUAUUUGUAACAUCUUAGCUGGUGUUCGCCUUUCGCCACCUUCCACCAAUCCAACAUUUUCCACUGUUGGCGCAAGCACAUUUUCAUCCGCCAUAUAUUCUGAAAUUUAUGAAUAUGCUUUACUUACGUCGCUGAUACCUCACCCAAUGGAUCCACAACAUGGAUACCCACACUUGUUUUCAGUGAAGGUAAAACAUGCUCAAGUUUUAGCCGAUUAUGGUUUGUACAUUGAAGCCCAAAAGUAUUGUGAUUAUAUUGGACCUAUUUUGAAGUCUUCUAGACCACAGGGUUCCAAUACUAAUAAUAUUCUUUGGCGUGAGUUCCAAGAUUUGGCCAUGAGAGUGUCUGCUACCAACAAUCAAGAUCUGGGUUGGUUUGGAAAUAAGAUUAGUAAGGUGAACCUAGACAAGAUGUGGGGACAUUUGGACAAGUUUAUUGGGGGAGAUGAACCAAAGAGCAAGGGUGAACAAGGUGUCUUUAGUAAAUUUAGUCCUUCGAUCUCCAGAACUACGUCGACUUUGGAUUUCACAGCUACUGGGGGAUUACAUAACCAACCACUGAGCCAAAUCCAAGCAAUGCAACAUUAUGGUGGUGGCCAAUCCAAUCACCAAUCCGCCCCUAAUACUUCGUCGGACAAUAACACUUUUGGUUACCCUACUAAUGGUAAAUUGCAAGAAAACCGAUCUGCUCCACCUCUUACAAGAGGUCACACGGUUGGAAAUGUCCCAAAGUAUGCUCCGUCCAUGGGCCAUGUAUCUGGACCUCCCGACGAAUACCCUUCACCUCAACCAAUUUCACGUGGUGGCUUUGAAUCGAACUCUAGAUAUGCACCAUCGAAUGUUUCAUCACUGAGCUUACCAUUGAACGGUCAAACUGAAAACCAAAUUAAUUCUACAAGGAAGAGAGAGAAAUAUGCAGCAGGCGUACAGAGAAAUACGGUGGCUGAAUCGUCUUUUGGGUAUUCGAAUCAAGAAGCUCAACUCUCUAACCUGUCUGUUGUUAUGCAUCCAGUUGGAUCUGGAUCUACUGAAGUACCAACUACUACUAUACCACUAAUUGAAACGCCUCCUGCUCAUUAUGCACAACCUUUUGUCGAAGCUGCGGUACCUCCGACCGGCGCUGAUUCUAGCAACCUCAGAUAUCAACAGGUUACUCCACAAACCUUCCAUCCUUCAAUGAACAAAAGACCAUCAGUUGGAAGCAUUCUAUCUACGGAGAAUUUUGGAAAUCCCGAUGCCAUUCGCGCUCAAAACCACUCUCCAUCGGUACAGAGUGAUAUCAGCUUAGACUACCCACCAGAGUUCAAGUCGACUCCUUCACGCAAAUUUGGUGAAUUUCUGACAGGAUCCAAUUUGGGAUCACCAGAACGGAAAAGAGAUUUAGUAGAUCAUAUUGUCGCAGAGACGAUAAACGAAUCACCUGAACCAACUGUUCUGCAAGAAAACAUCGCUUCUCUACCAGCAGCACCUCCUCAAUCGGCAGCGCCACCUGUUUUGGCCCCACCUACACUCCGGAACCCAACUUUCACUCAACAAAAGAGGGAGAGAUUCAAUCCUUAUGCACCUGGAGCUCAAACUAGUGCUCGUUCGAACCAAAGAAAGAAUAAAUAUGGACCACCAGUUGGUUCCCUGAAGAAUGAUUCAAACUUUGUUCCCCCAGCCUUCCCACAAGCGGAUAUGUUCAGUUAUGGAGGAUACCAAGCUGGUUCUGAGCCUGAAAAGGCACAAGAAAAGAAGGCUGAAAAGGAGCCCGAAUCAAAGCAACCUGAAAAUUUGAAGGAGGAUAUUAAAUCUAAUGACGUAGCUCAGGAUACAAGCGAAGAACCAGUAUCUUCUAAUGUUGAUGUUAGUUUCGAAAGUGAAUAUCCGAAUACCAACGAAGCUAAACCAACUGCACCAAUGUUACGUCAAUUCCCUGCAACACCUGAAGUGAAACCCGACUCAAUGUUCAACCCAUACCAAAGAAAUGAGCUUGCCCCUACAAAUAUCCCAGGAUUUAACAAUUUUGGCGAGUUCCCUGUACCAGGCACCCCUGAUUAUACUACACGUGCAAAUUCUGUAAUCGGUGAUAAUAUGGGUGGAGGAGGGUUUUAUUCGUCAAGACUUUCCCAAUCACAUCAACUGGCUAUGUACCAACAGUACGAGGUCGAGGAUGACACCGUCAAGGAAUUUAUCCCAGUUGUUGAAGAAGACGAAGAUGAAGAUGAAGACGAUAGAGCUAACCGUGAAGCAGAGAGGAAGAGAGCACAGGAAGAGGCAGAGAGGGAGGCGAAAAAGUUAGAAGAUGAGAAGAGAAAAGCUACAGAAGAAGCUGAAAAGAGAACUAAGUCAAAGCCAGAAGAAUCACAGGCUGCUCCUGGCACUCCUGGAAAGCUGGGAUGGUUUAACUGGCUAGGGAAAGAUGACGGGAGACCAAAGGCCAUUAGAGCUAAAUUGGGGGAGUCAAAUGCUUUCUAUUACGAUGAGGAAUUGAAAAAAUGGAUCAAUAAGAAUGUUCCACGUGAAGAACAACUCAGGGCUGCAGCACCUCCACCACCACCUUCUAUGAAGAAGAAGACAACACCGCCAAAUCAGUCCGGGACACCUAGUCUUGACGCAGAUGCUAGAAAAUCAAGUGGUCCACCAGGUCCGCCAGGACCACCAGGACCAUCGGGACCAUCAAGAACACCAGGACCACCAGGACCACCAGGUUCUACGGUAUCAACCACACCAGGCGCUCCACUUUCGGCUGCGCCAUCUUUAACUGGGACGCCAACGCCAGGUCCUAAUUUGGUAAAUGCUGGUUUAGAUGAUUUACUUACCCUUGGAGCACCAUCUGCUGGUGCACGUAAGCUGAAGAGGGGUCCCAAGAGAGGUUACGUUAACGUGAUGAAUCAAUAA